UUUCUCUCCAAAAAGUCGAUCAUCAAAACUAGUCUACGCUGUUUACCUGCCUUGCAUAGCUUGCCUGGACCUCUUGACACUUCUCCCCAGGAUCUUCACGAUUUCAUCCUCCUAGUCUACCUUUGUCUACAGCCCAGCAUGUCUCGAAGAGCUGGUACAACCACUGCUGGCCAAGAGGAAACCGAGGUCAAGCCACAGAACAACGCACAGGAGAAACAGGCCAUGUUGUUGGCUCAAGACACUGGACAUUUCAGUAUGAUCAGGUACACAUCUAUCCAGGCCUGGGUGUAAGUGUACGCAAGUGCUGAUUGCUUAGGGCGUUGCAUUUGGCCGAUCUGAUCACCGAAAUGAACGGUUUCUGUGGAUGUAGGGCGCUGUCUCUUUCUACUCAGAUACAUACCUAACAAAUUGUCCCUCUAGUCAUGUCUGUCCUGUCUUCGAUGCGGUACUGUCUCUCCGAUCCUCAAGACCUGACGAACUUGUGGUUCGCGUUCUUCUUCAUGCCCUUCGGGCUGUUCUUCGACUUUUUUGAUGGCAAAGUUGCGCGAUGGAGAAAGAAGUCUUCAUUGAUGGGUCAAGAACUGGAUUCUUUGGCAGACCUGGUCUCGUUCGGUGUAGCGCCUGCUGCUGUUGGCUUCGCCGUCGGCUUUCGAACUACGGUCGACACUUUUUUCCUCUCAUAUUACGUUCUCUGUGGGUUAACUCGCCUUGCACGCUUCAAUGUGACGGUUGCCAUGCUGCCCAAAGAUAAGACGGGCAAAUCGAAGUACUUCGAAGGCACUCCAAUACCCUUUGCCUGCUUGACUGGUUCAAGCAUCCUCGCAACAUUUACUUGGAUGGGUCUGAUCCAUAACUCGAUACCUUUGGGUACAUUAUUCACGGGAACGGCCUUGGAAUUUCAUCCAAUUGCAGCAAUGUGGUUCAUUUUGGGCAGCUUGCAGAUAAGCAAAACAAUUCAUGUGCCAAAGCCCUGAUACCAGCAGGAGGCCUAGCCCUGGAAAGGUGAUAGACAUUGGAAAGCUAGCUCCAAAGACUCGUUCCGAUAUACUGAUAUACAACGAUGGUUUCCAACAGAAAGGUUCGCCUGUGAGCACUCAGUAGUAACCAAAUGAUACACGGAGCGACAGUGUUUUACUUUAGACUCGUUCUUGUUUUUUCAUGACGAAUUCAUUUACAAUGUGCUUGAAUCCCUGCUCACGAGUUGUUUGGCUGAUUUUUGGGCGUAAGCAAAGGCUAUGUGGGAACAAGGGAACAAGCAUCUGUUAUUGGAAGGCAACACUUUCCUCUUUCAAAGUACAAUUGCUUCAAGAUUACUCUAUACAC
This is a messenger RNA of Exophiala oligosperma, 1323 nucleotides long. RefSeq names its product CDP-diacylglycerol-serine O-phosphatidyltransferase, variant 4. Gene Ontology annotation, molecular function: phosphotransferase activity, for other substituted phosphate groups. Gene Ontology annotation, biological process: phospholipid biosynthetic process. Bases 423 to 974 code for a protein of 183 amino acids. The record is from RefSeq and is a predicted model, not a curated record. Lineage: Eukaryota; Fungi; Ascomycota; Eurotiomycetes; Chaetothyriales; Herpotrichiellaceae. The transcript is spliced from 5 exons. Gene Ontology annotation, cellular component: membrane.